Molecule: messenger RNA, 1677 nt
Organism: Elaeis guineensis (African oil palm)
Lineage: Eukaryota; Viridiplantae; Streptophyta; Magnoliopsida; Arecales; Arecaceae
Product: DNA-(apurinic or apyrimidinic site) endonuclease
Biological process (GO): base-excision repair
Cellular component (GO): nucleus
Molecular function (GO): double-stranded DNA 3'-5' DNA exonuclease activity; DNA-(apurinic or apyrimidinic site) endonuclease activity; phosphoric diester hydrolase activity
Source: RefSeq, a predicted model, not a curated record
GAGAGAGAGGAGUUAUAUUUUCCAACCUCCAACCUUGAGCUCCGAACCUCCAAACCCUGCUUCCUCCGAGUACAGCGCGACUUCUGAUCAUAGUUUCGAAGAGAGACAGCAAUUCUCCGGAAGCCAAAACCUCCCUCCCCAUUCGCCUUCGGCAUAACAUGAAGCGGUUCUUCAAGCCGGUGGAGAAGGAGGGCUCCUUCAAGAAACCCGCCCUCUCCGCCCCCUCUUCAUCCGCUCCCGCCGACGGAGGCAGCGCCGGAGCAGCGGGCGAGGGAGAAGCCGGAGGAAAACCAGAGCAGAAGGAGCCGCUCAAGUUCCUCACGUGGAAUGCCAACAGUUUGCUUCUCCGCGUCAAGAACAACUGGCCCGAGUUCUCCAAAUUCGUCCAGUUCCUCGACCCCGACGCCAUCUGCAUCCAGGAAGUUCGAAUGCCUGCUGCCGGGUCCAAAGGUGCACCUAAAAAUCCUGGUGAAUUGAAAGAUGAUACAAGCUCUUCACGUGGGGAAAAACAGGUGCUGAUGCGUGCUCUAUCAAGUCCUCCUUUCAAAACUUAUCAAGUAUGGUGGUCUCUUUCAGAUUCCAAGUAUGGGGGGACUGCUUUAUUUGUGAAAAAGCAAUUUCAGCCAAAAAAGGUUUCAUUCUCCCUAAAUCGAACAGCUUCAAAGCAUGAACCAGAUGGUCGGGUGAUUAUUGCUGAAUUUGAGUCAUAUUUCUUGCUAAAUACAUAUGUACCAAACAAUGGUUGGAAGGAUGAUGAAAAUUCAUUUCAAAGAAGAAGAAAAUGGGAUCAAAGAAUGCUUGACUUUGUUCUACAGCUGGAGAAGCCUUUGAUUUGGUGUGGAGACCUCAAUGUUAGCCAUGAAGAUAUUGAUGUGAGCCAUCCCGAUUUUUUCAGCAAUGCAAAGCUCAAUGGGUACACUCCUCCAGAUGCAAGGGACUGUGGACAGCCAGGGUUUACCUUAGCAGAGAGGGACCGUUUCUCCAAAAUACUGUCCCAAGGAAAGCUGAUAGAUGCUUACAGAUUUCUUCACAAGGAAAAGGACAUGGAACGUGGCUUUUCCUGGUCUGGUAACCCCAUUGGCAAGUACCGAGGCAAGAGAAUGCGGAUUGAUUAUUUUGUGGUUUCAGAACAGCUUAAGGACAGGAUUGUUGCAUGCGAUUUGCAUGGGCAUGGAAUUGAACUAGAAGGUUUUUACGGAAGUGACCACUGCCCUGUUUCACUCGAGCUUUCACCAGAAACAUCAGAACCUAAUGCUAGCUGACGCUCCUCGGGAGAAGGUGAAUUUGAGAUAGGAUGCCAGAUUUGUCAUGGCAUUUGGACAUCACACUACAGUCCUUUCGAAACAUACCGCACUAGCCUCUUUAGGCUUGUCCUUUUUUGUAGCUACAACUUAUUUGAGAGCUAUAAUGCGGUAGAUUUCCUUCUGUGGAAUUGCUGUCACAUUUGACUUGCAUGAUGCUGCUUAUUGCGUACGUAUUUUUUUUUUUUUAGUUACCAAUAUUUAAAGUGUCCUAAUUACAACUGAACACUGCUUUUCCUAACUGAACUCUGAGAUAUGUCAUUCAAAUGUGACACUCCUGAUGUGGCUAUGGAGUCCCACAAACAGCUUCAAAGACAGCAUCUAUAGUUGCCAACUAAGAUAUGAGACCCUCUAAUAUGUAGGAUGUGCUACAUUA